Molecule: messenger RNA, 1197 nt
Organism: Plutella xylostella (diamondback moth)
Lineage: Eukaryota; Metazoa; Arthropoda; Insecta; Lepidoptera; Plutellidae
Product: protein ILRUN
Molecular function (GO): protein binding
Source: RefSeq, a predicted model, not a curated record
AAUAUUAAUAUUCUCUUCUUUCUCUUUGAUUGAUCUUUUUUCUACGACGACUGUGAUGUGAUAAAAAUAUUUUUUGUAUCACCGAGAGAUUUAAUCUAAUAUUUACUUAAUUGAUAUUUAUAGUAAGACGUAAUACUUCGUUAAACAUAAAUGGUUUUAGCGCACCAUCAGCGAUCUUGAUCUGGAACUGUCAGCUGACGAAUGGUCGAACGUAAACAAAGGCCAUGUCAAGAACCUUCAAAGUGGUGAAAUAUAUUAUUACUUUGUGAUUCACGAUCUAUCUUAACAAAACACAAUGGAUGUUGAUGGUACGUCUUGCCCUAACCCAACCAGUGUUGGGGAAAUCGAUCAAAACCUACUUUUGCAAUUCAGCUGUAUGAAUACAUCAGAUAGAGAAGAACUUAUAGGUCAAAUGCAAAGACUAUUAGGUGCCAGCCUGACCUAUAACACUGCUACCUUCUUCUUGGACAUGAGCAACUGGAACUUACAGGCAGCUAUCUGUUCAUACCUGGAUUACACAUUGCCACCUAAGCUGCCAUCCAUGGCACUCAAAGCAGCUCAGAGCCAAGAGACAGCUGUUGGGCCAGGCACUUGUUUUGAGCAGACAUGGAGCAUUGCCAACACGGGGGCGGAUCAAUGGCCGGGAAGCUGCAGGCUGGUCCAGGCAGGGGGUGAGCAGCUCGGGGCAACCCCGGUGUACGUGCCACCGCUCCCGUCCGGCCACUCUACCACCAUCACAUUGAAACUGGUGGCACCUAUCAACCCGGGCAAACACAGGGGGUUCUUCCAUCUUGUCAAUGAAAAAGGAGAGCAAAUAGGAGAUACAUUAUGGGUGGAAGUCACAGUUGAGUCUGAAACAACGAUGGCGUUGGUCCAACAACUAGCUGCCUUGCCUGUUCCUAGCAGUCGGUUGGAGGACACUGUAGGUCCAAGUCAGGGUCCAGUUAACCAGAUGCCGUCUCCUGAUGACCAGAUGUGUUGACAAAUCCAGAUUUAUGUUUGUGCUCAAACUAUCCUUAAUAUAACUUAUUAUUUUUAAAUAUUGUGUUUAAUCAGGAACUGACAUAAAAUAUAAGAAUCAUGGUUUUAAGAUGGAUGAUUAUUGAUAAGAACUGAAAAUUGGUUAUAUUACAUUUGGUUAUUAAUGUGUACCUUAUGAGCACAAGACGACAGAGCUACCUUUAUGUAGUAAAAUGC